AUGGCUCUCCGGCGGACGAUCUGCAGCCGAGGCAUAGCAGAGUGGGAAUCGAGCCUCUGGCACUUGCAGAGGCGAGUCUCACAAGCAGUCGGCAAGGUCGGGCCGGGCCCUUUCCUUUCAGCCUUGUUCGAAAGCGACAAAGCAUCUCAAUGGGCUUGGGCAGUACAGCUGCUGUCGACGAUGCGUCGCAGAUCCUUCAAAGAUUCUCUGGCCCGUCACUCAGCACUUUGUGUGCAAUCUUGA
Messenger RNA from Symbiodinium necroappetens, 243 nucleotides. The record is from the annotation of a GenBank genome assembly. Lineage: Eukaryota; Dinophyceae; Suessiales; Symbiodiniaceae.